Molecule: messenger RNA, 1686 nt
Organism: Vitis riparia (riverbank grape)
Lineage: Eukaryota; Viridiplantae; Streptophyta; Magnoliopsida; Vitales; Vitaceae
Exons: 1
Coding region: 1-1686 (561 amino acids)
Source: RefSeq, a predicted model, not a curated record
AUGGUGCAGAACGUCCUCCCACACCCAGCAGUGCGACAAGCUGGGAGAAACCCCCCAAACGAGCCACCCACUGGCUCCAUCAGCAAAAGGCUAGACGACAUGCUCUCCACGCCUUUUUGUUCGCAUAUUAUUCAUUACGACCCCCCAAGGGGAUUUCUAGUGCCUAAAUUUUCCACGUACGAUGGGUCCAGUGACCCCUUCGAUCAUAUCAUGCAUUAUCGACAACUCAUGACUCUCGAUAUAGGAAACGACGCGUUGCUGUGCAAAGUAUUCCCCGCCAGCCUACAAGGGCAGACUCUCUCAUGGUUUCACCGCCUACCCCCUAACUCUGUUGAUAAUUUUAGGGACCUGUCGGAAGCUUUUGUGGGACAGUACUUAUGCUUCGCUAGGCAUAAACAGAACAUCAACACUCUCCAAAACAUAAAAAUGCAGGAGAAUGAAUCUUUAAGAGAGUUCGUGAAGCGGUUUGGUCAGGUCGUGUUACAAGUAGAGGCUUACAGCAUGGAUGCUGUCCUUCAGAUCUUCAAGCAAAGCAUCUGUCCAAGUACCCCAUUCUUCGAAUCGCUUGCUAAGAAGCCUCCUACGACGAUGGACGACUUGUUCCGGCACGUGAGCAAAUACUCAAUGCUAGAGGACAACGUACGAGCAGCCACCCAACAAAUCUUAGUCGUCGGUCAAACAUCCAGAAGUGGUGCGGAAAGAAGUGCCAAACCUCCGGACCGGCCAAGGCCGUCCGAUCGAAGGCAGGAGGAGCAAAGUCGUCUGGAACGGCCACCCCUCACACCCCUCUCCAUAUCCUACGAGAAGCUCCUCCCUAUGAUCCAAGACCUGUCCGACUUCAGGUGGCCCGGACCCCUCAGAGCGGACCCGGCCCAAAGGGAUCAUAGUAAGAAGUGUGCUUACCAUAAGGAGCACGACCACACUACGGAGGCGUGCAGGAGCCUCCAUUAUUUGGUGGAAAAGCUCAUAAAGGCGAGACAUUUGAAGCAAUAUCUCCGCUCAGACGCCAGAGUUAGAGACACUUCCCGAAAUCACAACUUAGGAACCCCCAGGAUCCCAGCUGCCCCCAAAGCCGUAAUAAACUAUAUUCACGGAGGACCACUGGAUGAGGAGUAUGACUCUAAACGAAAGAGACAGAGGCUGUUGUGGGCAACAUCGGUAUGUGAGCACGUCAACUCCAUACGACCUGGGAUAGCUGGUGGGGGCCCCCGGCCCAUAGAUGGGACAAUCAUUUUCCCCCUAGUAGACCCCACAAGGAUAUUACAGCCUCACCGCGAUGCCCUCAUCCUAUCCCUGGGGAUGGGGGACUUCGACGUGAGACGCAUCCUGAUUGACCCAGGCAGCUCAGCCGAUCUUUUGCAAGCGUCGGUAAUCAGCCACAUGGGACGCGAUCUAUCCAGCCUCGAAAACCCUGGGCGAAUCUUGUCCGGCUUCAACGGAGCGACGACUACCUCCUUGGGAGAUAUUGUGCUGCCGGUCCAAGUGGGCCCAGUCACCCUCAACGUACAAAUUUCAGUGGUACAAGAUUUAUCGCCCUUCAAUGCUAUCUUGGGGCGCACAUGGCUACAUUACAUGAAAGCCAUCCCUUCUACGUACCAUCAAAUGGUAAGCUUUCUCACUGAAGACGGGCAAAUCGGCCUAUACGGAAACCAGUUAGCCGCUCGCCAAUGCUAUCAGAUAGCGUGA